This is a messenger RNA of Condylura cristata (star-nosed mole), 1295 nucleotides long. It is a transcript of the gene AP1S1, whose product is annotated as adaptor-related protein complex 1, sigma 1 subunit. Gene Ontology annotation, cellular component: intracellular membrane-bounded organelle; AP-1 adaptor complex; membrane coat. Lineage: Eukaryota; Metazoa; Chordata; Mammalia; Eulipotyphla; Talpidae. Gene Ontology annotation, biological process: vesicle-mediated transport; intracellular protein transport. The record is from RefSeq and is a predicted model, not a curated record. Gene Ontology annotation, molecular function: clathrin-cargo adaptor activity. Bases 117 to 593 code for a protein of 158 amino acids. The transcript has 5 exons.
GCGGGACGGGGCGGGGCUUCAAGCGACUGGGAAGGAAGGAAAAGAAAAGAUAAAAAAGGAGUGGAGCUGGCACCUACGGUGGCCGAAGAGGGACGCGCCAAGCCGGAGGCUGCAGGAUGAUGCGAUUCAUGCUGCUAUUCAGCCGGCAGGGAAAACUGCGGCUGCAAAAAUGGUAUCUGGCCACCUCAGACAAGGAACGAAAGAAGAUGGUCCGGGAGCUUAUGCAGGUUGUUCUGGCUCGAAAGCCCAAGAUGUGCAGCUUCCUGGAGUGGAGGGACCUCAAAGUCGUCUAUAAAAGAUACGCCAGCCUCUAUUUCUGCUGUGCCAUCGAGGGCCAAGACAAUGAGCUCAUCACGCUGGAACUGAUCCACAGAUAUGUGGAGCUCCUGGACAAGUACUUUGGCAGUGUGUGCGAGCUAGACAUCAUCUUCAACUUCGAGAAGGCCUACUUCAUCUUGGAUGAGUUUUUGAUGGGGGGUGACGUCCAGGAUACCUCCAAGAAGAGUGUGCUGAAGGCUAUUGAACAGGCUGACCUGCUGCAGGAGGAGGAUGAAUCGCCACGCAGUGUGUUGGAGGAGAUGGGUCUGGCGUAGCCCCCGCCCUGGGCCGUGUGAAGAUGUGGGGAGCUCGUGGAGAGAUGGGGCUGGAGCUGCCCUUUCUUGGUGGAACCCAGCUGCCCCCUUCUGCUGCUUCAUCUUCAUUUGGAGUGAGCUCUGGGCUCAGGACCCUCAAACAUUCCCUCCCUUAGUCCAGUACUUUCUGUUUCCCAUUUUCCCAAAGAAGGCUUUAGGAGAAGGUUUUAGGAGAUCAGAAAAUGUGACCAAGCAGGGGUGCUAUUUGGUUUUCAUUCCCUGCCUUUGAGGAACUAAUGUUACCCCCAGCUUCCUCCCUGCCCUUCUAACUGUAAAUAUAUAAAUAUGUCAGGUUAAAGGGAAAAGGUUUUCAGGGCUAUUCUCUUCUCCCUGCCCCAUAACCUACCUCCACCCCUCUGGAAGCCAGCCAGGGCUGCUGCUCUGCCUGGGAGGGGCUUCUGUGUAGUGAAAGGGAAGUCCUUUCCCUCACCUACUCUCCCCUUCCUUCUUGGCUGCUCUGGGGCCUCUGCCCAAUGCCAGGGGAGCCACAAUAUAGUUAAUUUUUUCUAACCUUGCCACUUUGAGAAAAAGGAGGAUUGGGGGAAGGGAGGUCUUCACGGGAGACUGGGGGAGACUGGAUUUCCCUUCACUCCAGGUUCUGGGUGAUGAAGAAGCUAAGGGGGUGGGGUGGGGGGAGUGUCGGACUUUAUUUCCUUUACUCUG